Molecule: messenger RNA, 345 nt
Organism: Pseudozyma hubeiensis SY62
Lineage: Eukaryota; Fungi; Basidiomycota; Ustilaginomycetes; Ustilaginales; Ustilaginaceae
Product: polyketide synthase
Exons: 2
Coding region: 1-345 (114 amino acids)
Source: RefSeq, a predicted model, not a curated record
AUGUUUGUUGACUUUCGCUUCAUCGAUGACGAAUUCGACCGAGGGGUAUUUGUGGGUGAGAGAGGCGAAGCGCGGGGAGAGCAGGAAUGCGCGUGUUCCGUGAGAGGAAGGGUUGUGUUGCGAGUAGCGCAGGACGAGUUUUCGCAGCGGAAGGUGGAAGGACCCAACCGAGCCGGAGACGGACGGUGUGGUGGGAUGUGUAGACAGCGAUCCCCGGAGGAGCUUCGUGAUUCGUUUCAGGCGCUCACCUCAACUCGAGUUGGCACAUUCCAUCGUCCUAUCCACCCUGACAUCCGCAAAGAAGAGUUGUGCACAACUGCGAAGAACACCCCCUACACAGCCUAA